Molecule: messenger RNA, 2509 nt
Organism: Asterias rubens (European starfish)
Lineage: Eukaryota; Metazoa; Echinodermata; Asteroidea; Forcipulatida; Asteriidae
Product: macrophage-expressed gene 1 protein-like
Exons: 3
Coding region: 181-2424 (747 amino acids)
Source: RefSeq, a predicted model, not a curated record
GAAAACAACCUCGUAUAUAAAAGUGCGAGCUUCCGGGUCUGAGAAACAGUAUAGAGAGGGUGUUAUGAUCGACUGAGAGUUUUGUUCUUGGCCGAUUGAUUGUUUAUGUUUGUUGUAGGCCUAAUACCACUCUUAAGCUGAAGUAAUAGUAAGAAAAAGGCUUGAUUAUCUGUGAUCAAAAUGGCCCUUUAUCUGCAAGUAAUUGCAACUGUUUGGGCAGGAUGUUUCUGUGCCUCUCUGGGCAGUGGUGUGACCCCCAUCGCCUCAUCAUCCCAGGACAGUCUCCCGAUUGGAGAUCCGAGGAGAUGCCUCCUUCGUCCGGAGGACCAGCAGCGCAUCUUGACCUUCGAAGGGCUGCCUGGAGGAGGAUGGGACAACCUAAGAAACAAGGAGUCCGGACUAGUGACGGAUAUCAACUACACCCAGUGCCGUUUUACAGAGGACGGCCAGUUUCUGAUUCCAGACGGUACCUACGUCAUACCAAUCAAGUCCAGCAAAGUUGACACCUACGCUGAGAUUUUUGUUCACUGGAAGAACUACACGUCAACUCUCUCUAGAAGCAUCAACGCAAACGCCGGGCUGGGCUUCGGUGGGAUCGGGAUCAGUGGAGGGUUCUCUGACGAGUACCAAAGUGUCAAGACAAGCGAAUACCGUGACAGCUCGGACACCGUCCGGGUCCAAGCACGUUACGUCCGCUACACAGCGAAACUCCAGCCAGACACGCCCCUGAGCAAAGCCAGCAAGGCUCGUCUCUUGAGGAUUGGCGCCCAUCAUGAGCUCAACCGAACCAACCUGGCCACGUUCGAGAGUCAGCUCUUCGUCAGGGACUUUGGGACACACGUCAUCACCAGCAUUGAUGUCGGGGCUGCCCUGUCACAAGAAGACCAGGUCCUGUCCAGCUUCGUCAGGAAGUAUUCCUCCGAGACCAACCAAGUCAAAGCAUCAGCUAGUGCCUCUUUCUUCUCGGUCUUCAAUUUCAACCUGGGUUUCUCUACUACCACAACAAAGACCAUGGUAGAUGAGUAUCAGAAAAGCAGGACCUCAUCGGUCAUCCACACAAACGGAGGACCUGUCUUCAAGCCCACGAACUACACUGCAGAUAACUGGACCGCGGACAUGGUAAACAACCUGGUGGCUAUAGAUCGCUCUGGUGAUCCGAUUUACUAUGUCAUCACUCCUGAGACUCUUCCAGAACUUCCUCUGUCGACUGUGUUCGAGACAUACAUGAGCGUGAAGGCAGCAGUUGAGCUCUACUACCAGCACAACAUGUACUACGGAUGUACAGACAGAGAGAGUCCAAACUUCAGCUUCAUCUCAAAUCUGGAUGACGGGUCGUGUAAGCCACCACUCACCAACUACACCUUCGGUGGUGUUUAUCAGACAUGCGAUCAAAAUGGUAUCACAGAUCUCUGUUCCAACCUCAGGCAGAAGAACCCACUUACUGGAGACUACACUUGUCCACCUGGGUAUGAGCCGGUCCUGCUGAACGAGGGAUCACGAUCAGCAACUACUAGCCAGCAUCACUGUCACAGAUGCUGGCUUGUCUUCCACUGCUGUCACGAUGACACCUAUCACAGUACAGGAACCUACAAGGCCUACUGGUGUGUGAAUGUUGGACAGGUUCCGCAGCAGUCAGGCUUCCUGUUUGGAGGUGUCUUCACCACUAAGGUCUCCAAUCCGCUCACCCAAGAACAGGGCUGCCCUGCUCAGUUCUACCCACUUCACCUGCUGUCAGACCUCACGGUAUGCGUCAGCGAUGACUACGAACUCGGUGCACAGUACGCUCUUCCCUUUGCCGGCUUCUACAGCUGCAAGUCCGGCAACCCACUCAUGGUCCAAAGGAGUAGUGGCACACCAUCUGAAUCCCGCCCAGGUGGUACUCUCAGCCUGGCACGCUUCAUGGAGCAAUCUGGCCCAACCUCCUGGCCACAUGGAUGCCCCAAAGGGUACAGCCAACACCUCGCUCUGGUCGACAAUGGAUGCGAAAUCGACUACUGCAUCAAAUCAGGAGCCCUCACAGCACCGAGGCUACCUCCCGUCAACCGUCCUCCCUUCAUGACUUUCCCAGAUAUGAUCUACCCAGAACGUGAUUCCAUCCAGCUCAAAGCAGAUGGGUCCAUGUGGAACCUCAUGGCGAACGGGACCGAUAUCGAAGGACACGGUCACAAAGUGAACCCGUGGACAUCAAGUAGCUCUUCCCUUUCCGCAGGGGCUGUUGCUGCUAUUUCUGUGGUGGUCACAGUGCUGUGUAUUGUGGUGGCUCAGGUCCUGCUGAUGGUGUACAGGUCCCGGAGUAAGAAGAGCCAGCGUAGCUACCAGGACACCACCUUGCCGCCUGACGAGUCCCCGUUGAUCAGAGAUCCACCUGUCAACUACGGUAUCCUUGAUGGCGAAGGAGGUGAUGCCAUUGUGACGGUUGGAUAAGAGAGUGUAUUGAGGUCCCGAAAUCAAACAUCUGAAAGAACACAACUUCGUGUGACAAGGGUGUUUUUUCUUCCAUUAUUAUCUU